Acanthopagrus latus (yellowfin seabream) is the source of this 2761-nucleotide messenger RNA. RefSeq names its product smoothelin, like (gene smtnl2). Gene Ontology annotation, molecular function: protein binding. The transcript is spliced from 10 exons. The record is from RefSeq and is a predicted model, not a curated record. Lineage: Eukaryota; Metazoa; Chordata; Actinopteri; Spariformes; Sparidae. The coding region runs from base 421 to 2082 and encodes 553 amino acids. Gene Ontology annotation, cellular component: microtubule organizing center; filamentous actin. Gene Ontology annotation, biological process: actin cytoskeleton organization.
CUCUCUCUCCUCCCUCCUCCUCCAGGCUUAAAGAGAGAAGUGAUCAACCUGAGAGUUUAAACAAACCAGAGAGCCGGCAGAGCACACACACUUGCACAGACGCACUCACAAGCUGCUGAGCGCCGAGGAAACUCUACCGAGCCGCAGCAGAGGGCCAAGCUGAGACAAAAGAAAUUACCUGAAGAAGUACCUGAAAAGCGGAUCUAAUUGAAGGAGAAGCAACCCAGGACGUCCCAGGAAAAAUCUGGAAGAGUGGGGAUAAAACCAGACCUUUGCCUCCUCCACAAACUUUCACCUCCUAACCCUUGUCUGUCAGCUCCCCGUCCAGCCUAUCCCUCAGCACUCUGACAUAAGCUAUUCUCCAGUGGCCAGAGGAGCUCGAUCUCAGACUCACAACUGAUUUCACAACUGUUUUCCGUGAUGGAAGCCCCUACCUUGGCAGAGAUGGGAGACUUGUGUCACCCCCGGUCUCCCUCUCCAGAAGGGGAGACAGUGUGUGCAGCUCUAGCCCGCUAUGAGAAGACUCUCAGAGAUGCCAUUAGGGAGAUCCACAUGGAUGUCAGCACUUUUAAGCUGGGCAUGGAAAGACGUCUGGAGGAGACGGCCAACCUGAGUGGGCCUCUUGGACGAGCUGUGGCUCAGCUCCAGCAGGAGAACCGACAGCUCAAGAGUCAGCUGGAGGUUCUCACCCGACAGGUGGAGCUCCUGAGCGGGAUGACGUGCGACAGGAGCACCUUCAACUACAGCCACAAUCACAGCCAGAAUAACAAGAAUCACCUCAGUGACAUUCAGAAGAACCAUCAGGAGAUUAAAGAGGUGGUCUACGGAAAGGGUCAGGCUCAGGCUCAGGCUAACACUCAGAGCCAGGCUCACCUCCAUAUCCAGUCCUGCAGCCUGGGGAGCCAGGCUCAGACCUAUGGCAGUCAUUCCAGUCCUGCGUCCCCACCUGCCCCCCUCUCAUCCUCACCGACUUCCAGCAGUCCACCUGUGGGUGCCAGAGUUUCCUCCAUGAUGACGGGCCCGGUGUCAGGCAGCAGCCCCUCCACCACUCGCUUCUCUAGCCGAGCCACAUUUGCCGUGUCCAGCAAGACGAAUAGCAUUGAGAGAGAGGAGCCAAUAGAGGUGGACCCCGCCCCAGCACACGCCGGCCAGGAGAACGGACACGCUGCUCCCACAGAACAUUCAGGAUUGGUACACGGAAAGAUCUCUCUGCUCAAUGACUUGCCACACGAGCACACAGCCCCCGUUGCCAUGCGAAUGCCACACCUCCCAAUCACUGCGACAACCAAGAUGGCCGAGGGCCCCGACUCCCCCAGCAGCCCUGUUGGUUCUUGCUCCUCUCCAGUCUCUGGUGCCUCACCUACUGGCCAAUCAGCUGCUAGUGCCAAACAGACACAACCAAUUGAGGAGUCUCCAGUUCAUCCAGUAUCCUCUACAUGGACUCCUACACCUAUCAGAGCUCUGGGAUCUCCCCACCUUCAAGAGAAAGCAAAUUCAGCUCCAGCGAAGUCGGUCACCUACUCAGGGCUGCUGCAGCAUGACGGAGAUGGUGACAGAUCCUUCGGGCAGGUGGGAGAGAGGAGGCGAGAGCUAGUGAGGUCACAGACUUUGCCACGGAACAUUGGCGCUCAGGCUCGUCGGUCCAUCUUUGAAAGACUGGACUCAGAAACGAGCAACAGUCGCCCCAAACCAGUGGACUCUAAACCCAAGCUGAAAAGGUCUCAGAGUUUCGGGGUGUCCAGUGCCAGCAGCAUCAAACAGAUCCUGCUUGAGUGGUGCCGCUCUAAGACCAUAGGCUACCAGAACAUUGACAUCCAGAACUUCUCGUCCAGCUGGAGUGAUGGGAUGGCUUUCUGCGCUCUGGUGCACUCCUUCUUCCCCACCGAGUUUGACUACAACUCUCUGCUGCCCGCCCACCGUAAAGACAACUUUGAACUGGCCUUUAGGACUGCAGAGCUGAAGGCAGGCUGCGACCGGCUCAUCGAGGUGGACGAUAUGAUGAUCAUGGGUCGUAAACCAGACCCUAUGUGUGUCUUCACCUACGUCCAGUCCCUCUACAACCACCUGCGCAAGUUUGAGUGAAGCUCAAGAGCAGAGGAUCCCUUCUGUUGCAUGGUUCUCCCUCCAGACUCAUCCUCUUCUUCAUUCUUUGUGCCUGACAUGAGCUGAUUGAGAUCUGCAGCUGGCAUGGGAGCAACCUUGAAAAGACUAGACUGCUCCCUGGUGGUGGAGUGGUCACCAUUGGUUCACAUGCUGCAGCCAAACUGCCAUCAGCUCAGUUCACAGAUACACAGUGGACAGUAACUGAUUGGGAGAACACUGUGUGAUGUCAGCUGUAAUGAAGAGGAUGAAUUUACACACGAACGUCAGGGUUGGUUUAUCAGCAGUAGUUUUUGUGUGUGUGUGUGUGUGUGUGUAGUUGAGAUAUAUUGAAUGCAGAGCGCAACCAUUGCUUUGUUGUACAAAACUUUAUUAUCAUCACACCUGUUUGACAGUGAGUGUCCAAAUUAACCUGAAAUCUUGCAACAAUGGAGAGGAUGUAUGUUCCAUAAAUGUCACAGAAUAAGUCAUUUAGUUUGUGAUGAAACCGAGCACGGAGUGUGGCAGAAUAUCUGACUGGAUAUUACAGAAAACACAAAGAUGUGUUUGUUAAAUGCAGCUGACUGCUGACUGACAUGUACCUCCACAUAUGCUGUGAUAUUGUGUUAUCGAGAUGAUGUUGAGAUACGGAAAAAUAAAUUGUAUUGUUUGGCACCUAAAA